AUGGCGAAAAACCGCACUUCCUCGACCAGCUAUAACCUUAGAAGUGGAUACCGCAGGACCUACCGCCGCAGCUUGUACAAUAUUGAUACGGCAAAUAGACUCGAAUUAACACUCGUUCGCUGGUACAUAAUUCAACCGCCACCCGCUCCACACACGGACCCGCUGCAGCUGGACCCGGGGGCGCUGAGCAGCGUCCUGGAGGCUGCAGGAGCGGACUGCCAGUGGUCGACGGCCCGCCUCAACUCGCCGCCGCAGGGGGCCCGCGAGGUGGCGGUAGCGGCCGGCUUCCUCUGCAAAAAGUGCCGCCUCUCCUUCACCAGGGAGGCGGCCAUCGGCAACCACGGCUGCGGGCAGUCACCUGGCGGGGUCCGGAUGGUGCGCCUGAGGGCGGGGUGCAAGAACUGCGAGGCCGUCUUCGAGUCAGCCCAGGACUACAGGCGGCACGUGGAGGCGGCGCACCCUGAACCCGCGCUCUCCCCCCGGCUCUCCGUCGAGAUGGAGGACGUCGUCAACCAGAUUACCGCCCUCGCCGCCCAGGCCCUCAAGCCGGACCCCAACGCGAACAUCUUCCUCCCCGUCCCCCCCGCCACUGGCCAGUAAUGUAAAUAGUAGAAGCGUAUAAGACACAACAAGGAGUUAUUGAAUCGAGAAAUUUUAUUAUAACAGAAAUAAAAUAAAUUUUAAUGUUAAGGUUUUAUGUAAUAAGGAAUAAUAUAAUUUAUAAUUAAAAAAAAAAAAAUGUAAGGGCAUCGCCCGUAACUACACCUCGCUAUUAUCGCUGUAAGGUUGGCAAUUUUAAUAUUAUAUUCGAUUAUAGAAAUGGCUCUCAUGAGGAGCGAUAUUAUUGUAAAUGUUACUGGUCGACUUGACGCGACUAGACUACGGGCCGGGGCGAUCGCUUUGUCUGUUGGCGGCGAAGCGGCGCGCCGGGCCCCAGCGCGGGGUGCGUUUGCUGGGAGCGUACCCCGCCCGGACCACGAUAUCCCCAACCCAAGGAUAUGGAAACGACAACACACAGCACCCCAUCCGUAAGUGCUAUCUCACAUUCCAAUCUACGAUCCCAGCACCCAAGGUUCCUAUCUUUAGCUAACAUUUACUAAGGUUCCUGUUCCAAAAUGCUUUUCUAUAUAAUUAAUAAUUAUAAGAAUUUUAAUUGUACUAUUUAACAAUUAGUUAUGUGUGCAGGUAUAUUGUUGGUGUUAUUCGAUUAAUAAGGGAUUAAAUUAUUUAAAGAAAUCCAUAUAGGUAAGGGAGGGGGAAGGGGGCGCAGAGUGGAAGGGCGUUUUGAAUAUUUUUGUUCCCUGAUGUUUGGCUUAGAAUUGGCCCUUAAUAAUUUCGCGGCAGAUUCCACUUCAGCUCGCCGGAGCCCCUCCUUUACGGAACUUUUUUCAGAUUUUAAAGGAAAAACAACUGAAAAAGUGUUUAAUAAAAAAAAUUAAAAAAACUGUUCCUCAAAUUAUUUACAUUGAUCAUAAGUUUGUUAAAGAUUUUUGUGUUCUAUUUGAUAUACGGUAUAUGUUCCGCACAGAGGUAUCUACAACAGAAUACGUCUUGUUAUUCUGUGAUUAAACUAGCUUGUUGAUUUUUUCACAAUUUUCUAUUUCUGAUUCCUUAAAAACAAUGAUUGAAAUCGGUUUGAAUUACUUUCCGAUUAAAAGGGAAAGGUAAAUAAAAAUAUUAUAAAUAUAUAUAUAUGUAUGUAUACAUGUAUUGAAAGAGUAAUUUGGUUCCUAUGUCGAUUUUUUAAGUGAAUUUAUUGAAAACAAUUCAGUGGGUAAUCAGAAAUUUCGGCAAUAAUAUUUUAAGGUUUAAGGUUUUAAAAGAGAAAAAAAAAUUGAAAAGGAAACAAUAUGUUUUGAUGUAAUAUAAUAAAAUUGUUUUACUAUCGAGCAGUUUUUAUGUUGGAUUGUUUUUCUUUUACUGAUUUUGAAAUUUGACACAAACGACGUACAAAUUACCGAAACCUCGCCCAGAUACAAUGAUGAUUAAAUUAUAUGUAGUUCAGUGUACGUAUGUGGAUAACUAUUAUGAAUAAAAUAUUUAAACUAAAUAUAAAUAUAUAAAUAUAUAUUAUUGAGGAGUUUCAUGAAUGAAUAUUAAAAAAAAAAAAAUGAAAUGAGCUCGUAUCCCAUCAUUGAUUUUUCUAUGGUUCAGAUCACUGUAAAUUUUUGGAAGUAAAUAAUAAGAUGAAAAAAAUGUAACUUUUUUUUAUUAUAUGACGAAAAAGAAUCUAUUUUAUAGUAUGUGAGUAUGUUCCUAUUAGACCAUAUCCUCUUCUCAGAAUAGUUGUUAGUUAGCAAAAGUUGAUUUGUCAAAUCUUUUAUCACAAUACGAGGAAAAUUAUUAGACUGUAUCAUUUGGUUGUUCUGUUGUCAUGCUCUUGGCGAAUGAGAAAAUACCUUAUUAUUAUUAACACCUGUAUAAUUUUCUGAUUAUUUACAGUUAUUAUUGUUUUUACUAAUUGUGAAAUACAAUUUAUUAUUUUCAUGUAAUUUAUGUUAGAAUAUUUGUAAGUUGGUGACGCUCAGGAUUUUAAGCAAUGCGACAUUUUUUUUAUUUUAGCCCUUAGAUUUCUUAUGGUAGCUUAUUAUACGUCACUUGUAUGCGAAUCAUACCAUAUUGUAAUUGUUUCUAGUUUUAAAAUUAAUUUACCAUCGUAAAUUAAUUUGAUACAUUGCAACGAAAUGAUCUCAAUAAUAAUGUUUUAUCCGAUUUGUAAUUUAAAAUAAUUAGGUAUUUAGCCAUUGCUAUCUUAUCUCUCUGAUGCUUCACCAGCAAUUACAAUGAAGAAAUUAAUUUUAUGGAACGGAAAACCCUAGUACUGACUUUUUAGUAUUCCUUAGUUACUUCAUUUAUUGUAUUUUAUUUGUAUUUAUAAAAGUUUUAUUAUUUAUUAUUUUUAAGUGUGAUAUAAGGUGUUUUUAAGUAUCGCCAUUUUUUAUUUAUAAAUAUUAUUAUCAUUUGUACAUUAUUGUUUUCGAUUAUGUGAACUAAACCACUUUGUUUUUAUAUAUAAAUUAUAUAUAUAUAUAUAGAUAAGUUUAAUUAAUUAUUUAUUGCUUAUGUACAUAUUUUAUUAGUUAUUGUAAUUGCUAUUAUUAUUAUUGGUUGUUUAUUGGGUUACUGUGUUAAUUGAGGGAAUGGGAAGGUAUUUAUUUAUGAAAAUAUUAGAAAAUGAUAUUUUGUGUUGAGAUGCAUAGUUAUAUUUCUUAAUUAAUGGAUGUUCCUCUGUAAUUUCCCUCGCACUGUGAGAAAAUAUUUGUUGAUUAAAUAAAUUUUUAAAAAAAGAGAAACUUGCAUUUUAAAUAAAUAGAAGUUGUUUGUUUUCAAUCUUGGAAAAAAAAUGUAUAAAACAGAAUAAAACAAGAUAGUUUAUGACAAAAAAACUGUGUUGUUUCCUUUAUCCAAAAAAAAAAAUCAUUAUUGAUUUUGUAAAAAAAAAAUAUAUAUGAUGAAAAAAUCCCUUUAUUAUUUUCUAAUGCAUUAAGUAGUUCAAAUAAAUUAUUAAUUGUGAU
Molecule: messenger RNA, 3515 nt
Organism: Nezara viridula (southern green stink bug)
Lineage: Eukaryota; Metazoa; Arthropoda; Insecta; Hemiptera; Pentatomidae
Source: the annotation of a GenBank genome assembly